Molecule: messenger RNA, 2967 nt
Organism: Crotalus tigris (Tiger rattlesnake)
Lineage: Eukaryota; Metazoa; Chordata; Lepidosauria; Squamata; Viperidae
Gene: ZNF503
Product: zinc finger protein 503
Exons: 2
Coding region: 692-2527 (611 amino acids)
Biological process (GO): negative regulation of DNA-templated transcription
Cellular component (GO): nucleus
Source: RefSeq, a predicted model, not a curated record
CGGGAGCGUGACGUCACAUCCCCUUGACCCUCCAAUCACCUCGGCCUCCCAUUUGAUUGGAAGGCGGCAAAGGCUUUAAUCUCCCGACUAAUUCAGCUGCUCGGGAAGCGCCCGGGCUCCGCCAGAGAAGGCGAGGCUGAGGCUGGGGCCGGGGCUGCGGCUGGGCGAGGAGCAGCAGGAGGCGAGAGGCCGAGGAGAGCCCGCCGGGCCAGGGAAGGCAGCCCGCCAGGCAGGCAGGCAGGAGGGAGACGGGGCGGCGGCGAGAAAGGCUCGGGGUCUUCUCCCACCCCUCCCCGGGACACAAAAGCCCCCCCCCCAAAAAAAAACCAGGACAAGCGCCGUACAAAACCACGGAUUUAUUUCUGCUGGGUCGCCGCCGGUGGACGCCUCGGAGUUGCCCUUGCCCGAAUUUGGGAAAGCCAAAGAAAAGGAAAAGCCAAGACUUUGGGGGAGGGGGACAAAAAGGCUUUGGAGGGAGCGUCUCCUGCCGCUGCUGCUUCCCCCGAGGUUGCAAAGGGGCGUCUCCGCGGGGGGAUCGCCCGCCCUCCCUCCCUCCCGCCUUUCCCCCUCCCCCCGUGCCCGAAGUCGCGCGUGGCAGCCGCAGAAGCCCCGCUUCGGUUCCUGAGCAGCGGCGGCGGCGGCGGCAGCGGCGCCGUGCCCCCCCGCGAGUUUUCAUGCCAGGCUUUGGGUCAUGAUUACAGCCCCCGCGCUUUCUGCCGUAAGAAGUAGUCCGCGCGGAGGAGGAGGAGGCGGAGGCGGAGGAGGCGCGGCAGAGCUCGGCGGCGGCGGCGGCGCGGAGCUUCCGUGGCGGAGCGGAGUCGCCGGGAUCCUUCCUGGCGGCGGCAUCGGCGGCAAAGCUUUCUUCCACGCCAUCCCCCCGUCGGACCCCCUGCGCCAGGCCAACCGCCUGCCCAUCAGAGUCCUGAAAAUGCUCACCGCCCGGACCGGACACAUUUUGCACCCGGAGUAUCUCCAGCCGCUGCCUUCCACGCCGGUCAGCCCCAUCGAGCUGGACGCCAAGAAGAGCCCGCUGGCCCUCCUGGCGCAGACCUGCUCCCAGAUCGGCAAGCCGGACCCCUCGCCCUCCUCCAAGCUCUCCAGCGUCACCUCCGGCGGCGGCCAAGGCGGCGACAAGGAGGCGGCCAAGGCGGCGCCCUUGAAGCUCAGCGACAUCGGCGCCGAGGACAAGUCCAGCUUCAAGCCCUACGCCAAGCCCGGCGCGGACAAGAAGGACGCCUCGGCCGGCGGAGGGCCCGCCGCCGCCUCCUCCUCCUCCUCCUCCGGGGGCAGCGCGGGCGGCGGCGGCGAGAAGUCGGGCUUCCGAGUGCCGAGCGCCACCUGCCCGCCGUUCACGCCCAGGACAGGCAGCCCCAGCUCCGGCGCCUCGGCCUGCUCGCCCGGCCUGCUGCCCGGCGGAGAGAGCAAGGGCGGCGGCGAGGCGGAGAAGAAGGAGGCGGCGGACGGCGGCGGCGGCGGCAAGGGCGCUUCCGACGGCUCCGCCCGCCUGGCCGCCGUCGGCGGGGUCGGGGCCCUCUCGGCGGCCGAGCUGAGCCAGGCCCACGAGGGCGCCAAGGGGCUGCUGGCCGCCCCCUGCUCGACGGCCGAGGCCUCCUGCAGCGCCGUCCCGUCCUCGGUGGCCGCCGCCGUCUCGAUGCUGGGCUCGGCCGGCCUGGUGGCGCCCGUCUCCCCCUACAAGCCGGGCCAGACCGUCUUCCCGCUCCCGCCGGCCGGCAUGAGCUACCCGGGCUCGCUGGCCGGCGCCUACGCGGGCUACCCGCCGCAGUUCCUGCAGCCGGGCGUGGCGCUCGACCCCGGCAAGGCCGGCGGCGCGGGGGGCGGCGGGGGCGGCAAGGCGGCGGGCUCCAGCCCCCUGGCCGGCGCCUCGCCCCCGUCGGUCAUGACGGCCAGCCUGUGCCGCGACCCCUACUGCCUGAGCUACCACUGCGCCGCCAGCCACCUGGCCGCCGGCGCCUCCUGCGCCCACGAGCAGGCGCUGAAGGCGGGCGGCUACCCGCUGGUCUACUCGGCGCCGCCGCUGCCCGCCGGGCCGCCCUCGCUGGCCGGCCACCCGCUCUACCCCUACGGCUUCCUGCUGCCCAACGACCCCCAGCCGCACAGCUGCAACUGGGUCUCGGCCAACGGGCCCUGCGACAAGCGCUUCGCCACCUCGGAGGAGCUGCUCAGCCACCUGCGGACUCACACGGCCUUCCCCGGCCCGGCCGAGAAACUGCUCGCCGGCUACCCCAGCUCCAGCUCGCUGGCCGCCGCCGCCGCCGCCGCCGCCAUGGCCUGCCACAUGCACGUGCCCACCUCGGCGGCCGGAGGGCCGGGCAGCCCCGGCGCGCUGGCCUUGCGCAGCCCGCACCACGCCUUGGGACUCAGCAGCCGCUACCACCCCUACUCCAAGAGCCCCCUGCCCACCCCCGGAGCCCCCGUCCCGGUCCCGGCCGCCACUGGACCCUAUUACUCCCCUUACGCACUCUAUGGGCAAAGACUGACGACAGCCUCGGCGCUGGGAUACCAGUGAGUUGUUUUUUCCGCCCCGCGGGGGGAGAGAGACGCCUGAGGUUGGGGUUGCUUUUUUUUCUUGGGGGGGGCGGGGGGCGGCAGGGGCGAUUUGAAACCAGGCUUUCGAGGGCGGGAAGAGAGAGAGAGAGAGAAGGAAAGACGGCCCAGCGUCCCUUGGAAAAGUUUCUUAAGAAUCCAUUGACCAGACAAAUGGUAAAAUCGGACGGUUUUUUUAAAAUAAAUAUAUAUAUAAAGAUAGUGUUCAUCUUGAGGACUGGAUCCAUGGGCACUGUAUUUAUUUAUGUUAGCUUCAAGCGGGACGAUGAAUCCGUAAAAAAAAAAGGAAAGGAAAAAAGUGCAUUAUCUAAUUUCAGCUUUGAUAGGCUUCGAGGAGAGCAAAACAAAACAAAGUGGAAACACCCGUUGUAGAAUAUAAAUCAAUAAAAAGAAAACGAGAAA